GUGAUAUGGUGACGUCACGUUAGCGACUGUAGCAGUCAGGAGGUACAAAACGCAAUGAAAGUUAGCCGCUGUUCAGCUAAAGUGAACAUUUUCUGUAUCUAAUAUUCUUCAACAUGCUACUGUUCAAGCCGUAGGGUAACAUAGCGGCUAUUGGAUUGGUAUGUUUUGUCAAGUCGCAUGAGUGAACGCUGAAGAUGAAUGCUCUGGUGGCUCUCUGUCAUUUCUGUGAGCUCCAUGGCCCUCGGACACUGUUCUGUACAGAAGCUUUGCACCCUCCGUCCCCGUCGCCUUCGUCCUCGCAGGCAGGCGCUGCAAUGCCCGGCGACAGAGAUGCUGACCGGGAGGGUGAAGGACUCACCAUGAGGGCCAACAGCUCAGCCACACAGAGAGGAGAGAUGUGCGAGGGGUGUCGCUCCCUCCCUGCACAUCACCCGGGUUUCAUGAGCAUUGACGACGAGACGGGCAUUCGCUUUCUGAGCCACCAGCAUCCACGGCAGCCGCAGCUCUUUAGCGUAGUGCGCCAGGCCUGCGUGCGCAGCCUCAGCUGUGAGGUAACUGGUGACGUGUGUCCCGGGCGUGAAGGGCCAAUUUUCUUUGGGGAUGAGCAACACGGUUUUGUAUUCUCGCACACCUUCUUCAUUAAAGAUAGUCUGGCCAGAGGAUUCCAGCGCUGGUACAGUAUCGUCAUGGUGGCCAUGGAUAGGAUUUACCUCAUUAACUCUUGGCCUUUCCUGUUGCGGCACCUUCGACUCACCAUACAGAGCCUGCAAAGCACCGCCCUGAAGGUGUUUGAUGGCGAGCAAGGUGUUUGCCCCCAGAGAGCAGUGAGGAUGAACAGUGUCUUCUCACCUGCAGUCUUCCCACACCAAAGGAGUGGCAACGCAGCCCGGUCCCUGACAUCCCUCACGCAGCAUCCCAACCUGUGGGCCAGCCUGCACUCCUCCUUCAGUUGGCUGCUGAAGGCCUGUGGUAGUCGUCUGACAGAGAAGCUUCUAGAAGGAGCCCCCACUGAAGACACACUGGUGCUCAUAGAGCGACAGACAGAGCAAGAGGAGGAAAUGAGCUGCUGGGAAGGAGCCGAAGGGAGCGUUUCCAAACCACUGACGCACCAAUCAGACGUGGAGCUGGGCCACCACGAUGAGGCGCCCGGGCCGAGGUUUAGGUCACUGAGGCAUCUGAGACAGGUGCUCGGUGCUGCCGACUUCCGGCAGGUGGCGUGGCACGUGCUCAUGGGGAAUCAAGUCAUUUGGAGAAGCACCGACGCCGGGCUCAUCCAGUCUGCUUUUACAGUACUCAAGACCUUGCUGCCAGUGGGCUGUGUGCGUUCAGUCCCGUACAGCGCUCACUACGAAGAGGCCUACAAGUGCAACUUCCUGGGUCUGAGGCCAGAUGUGGCCGUUCCACCCCAUGUCAGCUCCUCAGAGUUUUCGGUGCUGGUGGACGUCAGCUCAGAGACGAGCUGUCAGAGCGCGUCCUCAGAAGACAACAUCUGUUCUUUUUAUCAGUUCAGCAUCAGCAGUGCCAACACGCAACCCACAGACAAAGGUCCGACGUUACUGAACAAGCUGGAGGUGGCCCUGUCCAAUGAGAACUUAUCUGUGGAUGUGGUGUCUCAUUGUCUCCUGUGUUUGAAGGAGGAGUGGAUGAAUAAAGUCAAAGUGCUGUUUAAGUUCUCCAAAGUGGACGGGCGGGGCAGGGAGGACACCCAGAAGGUCCUAGCUCUGCUCGGCGCCACCGGGCCCGGCGAGGAGGACAACGUGCGGCUACUCAAGUUCUGGAUGACAGGACUCAGCAAAACCUACAAGAGUCAUCUGAUGAGCGCCGUCCGAGGAGGGGAGAGGAGCCCCAGCCAGUGACAAAGACUGAAAGGGAAAGUGAAAGCAGGAAUUCUUUCAUGACUUCAUGGGUCAGCUGCUUGGGACUUUUUGCCAAAUUGAAUGAAGGGAUGACGCUGGGUUCAAGGACAAGUGCACUCUUUUUGGAAUUUUGCCCGUCAUCUGCAAGCCUUAUGUGAGACAUGAAUGCACAUGUCCUCUUUUCUGUGGGUUCUAAAGAUAUAAAAACAGAUAAAAACAGGCAGCUUAGAAUGCACAUAAUGGGGCGCACCUAUUCCACCUAUAAAGCCUUCUGAAAAAACCCCCCAAAAAUCACCAACAACGCUCCAUUUACAUAAUGUGACCUGCAUAUUAACCAAGCUAAAGCAACAUUGUUUUUCUUAUUGUUAUUAACAUUGUUACGCCCAAGAACUACGUUACUGGCAUAGUGACACCUCACCACACCACACCGGCUAGCUACUAGCUUCACCACACACUCGCUCACAAUGCCUCAAGCCACUAGCGAAAGGUAACGCUACAUACUGGAGCUGCCGCCCCUGCUGCUUUUUGAGUUUGGAAAAGUUAACGUUACAAGCGUUCCUUUCUAUGUUGCUUUGUGAAAUCAAUGCACCCAGGAAGGAAGUUCCGCUAACGCUUCAAAUGAGCAAAAUACUGUAAGUAUUCCAUGUUAUCAUGGACGUACCUGUUACUACAUGCUCACAGCAUGGAUAUAAAUCCAUAAAACCUUGUUGGAGCUUUUUGGAGGUGUUUAAAUAGCGGCCUUUCUCUGUGGAAUAGGUGUGUCCCAUUACUUGCAUUAGUUACCUGCCUCUUUUUACCUGUUGGCAAAAUUAUGACAAGUGAAAAUUACAAGUUAAAAAGUCGUAGUUGGGAGAUAAAAAGUCGAAGUUAUGAGACCAAAAGUCAAAAUUUUUAAAUAGUUGGAAUUAUGAUAUAGGAACGUCAUAAUUACGACAAAAAGAAAUUACAAGAUAAAAAGCCAGAAUUACAAGAAGUCGAAAUUAUGAGAUAAAAGUUGAAAUUACAAGAUAAAAAAAGUCAACUAUGAAAUAAAAAGUCAAAAUUAUGAUAUAGGAAAGUCAUAAUUAUGAGAGAAAAAGUCAAAAUUACAAGAUAGUCAAUUAUGAUAAUAUUAAAGGUCAUAAUUAUGACAUAAAAAGUCAAAAUUAUGAGAUAAAAUGUGUAAAUUACAACAUUUUAAAAAGUCAAUUAUAAAAUAAAAUGUCAAAAUUAUGAUAUAGGAAAGUCAUAAUUAGGAUUAUGACAUUAAAAAAUUGAAAUUAUGAGAAAAAAUCAAAAUUAUGGGAGAAAAGUCUAAAUUAAAAAAUAAAAAGUCAAAAUUAUGAAUUAAAAAGUCGCAAUUAUGAAUUUUUAUAUAUUUAGAAUGCACAGAAAACAGAACGACGUGUGUUCAUGUCUCAUAAGGAUUAUGGAUGAUGGGCAAAAAGCCCAAAAAACUUGCACUUUUCCUACAAAGCGCUCAUGACACCAAAACACAUGUAAACUUAUUAUUUUAGCCAUGAAAAAUGAUACUGAGGGGUAAUACUUUAUUUUCUACGUUAGAUGUGUGCUCAAAUGUUGACUUUUGUGAUGUUUUCGGCACUAAAAACGGUCUCUGGAGUCUG
This is a messenger RNA of Dunckerocampus dactyliophorus (ringed pipefish), 3460 nucleotides long. It is a transcript of the gene flcn, whose product is annotated as folliculin. Gene Ontology annotation, biological process: negative regulation of transcription by RNA polymerase II; positive regulation of TORC1 signaling; positive regulation of GTPase activity. Gene Ontology annotation, cellular component: cytosol. The record is from RefSeq and is a predicted model, not a curated record. The transcript has 12 exons. Gene Ontology annotation, molecular function: GTPase activator activity. Bases 195 to 1856 code for a protein of 553 amino acids. NCBI's taxonomy places the organism in Eukaryota, Metazoa, Chordata, Actinopteri, Syngnathiformes, Syngnathidae.